Molecule: messenger RNA, 186 nt
Organism: Clonostachys rhizophaga
Lineage: Eukaryota; Fungi; Ascomycota; Sordariomycetes; Hypocreales; Bionectriaceae
Source: the annotation of a GenBank genome assembly
AUGGUCGAGCUUAAGAUGCGCCAUCCCAAGAAGUGCUGUGAACAAAUGUCUCCUUGCCGUCAAAGAAGGAAAGAUCCGGCUUUCGUCUACAGUGAUAAUGUUCCCGAUAUAUCAAGUCAUACAUAUAUCGAUGGUCAAGUCCUCGUCCGAAGAAGCAACGAGCUGGAAGAUCCUUCCGGGGAUUAA